UGACCAUGUUGGGCUUGUCUUCGGUCAACGCCAAGUAUCCCAAUUCAAUCCCUUCAUGCCAGAAUUCCUACGGCGUUUAGUUUGGGUAUAAAAAAAUGCGAAGAACGCAAGGGCCAAACUCUAACUCUAAGUGCGCAGAGGAGGAGAAGGAAAACGAGGGUUUGGUAAGGCAGGAGCAGGGUAGGGUACCAUGGCAACUGGAACAGUUCCUUCAUCGAUGACUGGUAUGGCUGGUCUGCGGACCAGCGACCGCAGCUUCGGCUUUGUGAAGAACGUCGAUUUUGCGAAGAUCGCUUGUGCUCCUGAGCAACAAAGAAUGAAGUCUCAGAGAAGAAUUGCAUCUGUGAUCAGAAACUCUUCCAAAUCUGGCUCUGAGAUUGUGGAACUGGAGCCUGCUUCAGAAGGAAGUCCUCUCCUAGUUCCCAGGCAGAAGUAUUGUGAAUCUGUACACAAGACCGUGAGGCGAAAGACUCGGACUGUGAUGGUAGGGAAUGUGGCCCUUGGUAGCGAGCAUCCGAUACGAGUUCAGACUAUGACCACUUCAGACACCAAGGAUGUCAACAAGACUGUUGAGGAGGUUAUGAGAAUUGCCGAUAAAGGAGCAGACUUGGUCAGGAUAACAGUCCAAGGGAAGCGAGAAGCUGAUUCAUGUUUUGAAAUCAAGAACACACUUGUUCAGAAAAAUUACAAUAUCCCUCUUGUGGCUGACAUUCAUUUUGCACCUGCAAUUGCAAUGAGAGUAGCUGAAUGUUUUGACAAGAUCCGUGUCAACCCUGGAAAUUUCGCUGAUAGGAGAGCCCAAUUUGAGCAGUUAGAGUAUAGUGAUGAUGAGUAUCAGAAAGAGCUUGAACAUAUUGAAAAGGUCUUCACUCCUUUGGUUGAGAAAUGCAAGAAGUAUGGAAGGGCAAUCCGAAUCGGGACCAAUCACGGAAGUCUUUCCGAUCGAAUUAUGAGCUACUAUGGAGAUUCUCCUAGAGGAAUGGUUGAAUCUGCCUUUGAAUUUGCAAGGAUAUGCCGGAAGCUAGACUUUCAUAACUUUGUCUUCUCGAUGAAAGCAAGCAACCCAGUCAUCAUGGUUCAAGCCUAUCGUUUGCUUGUUGCUGAGAUGUAUGCACUAGGUUGGGAUUAUCCUCUGCACUUAGGAGUUACUGAAGCUGGAGAGGGAGAAGAUGGAAGGAUGAAAUCUGCAAUUGGUAUUGGGACCCUUCUUCAGGAUGGUUUGGGCGAUACGAUCAGGGUGUCUCUGACUGAACCACCAGAGAAAGAGAUCGAUCCUUGUAAGCGGUUGGCUAACCUUGGCAUGCAAGCUUCCAAUCUCCAGAAAGGAACAGUACCAUUUGAGGACAAACAUAGACGAUAUUGGGACUUCCAGCGUAGAACUGGUCAACUUCCAGUGCAGAAAGAGGGUGAAGAAGUGGAUUACCGAGGUGUUCUUCACCGCGAUGGUUCUGUCCUCAUGCCAGUGUCCUUGGACAUGCUCAAGACACCAGAACUUCUUUACAAGUCUCUUGCAGCCAAGCUUGUGGUUGGAAUGCCUUUCAAGGAUCUGGCAACAGUUGACUCUAUUCUUCUGAGAGAACUUCCUCCUUUGGAAGACGAUGAAUCGAGGUUAGCUCUCAAAAGGUUGAUCGAUAUAAGCAUGGGUGUUAUAGUUCCAUUAUCCGAACAGCUCGCAAAACCACUCCCGAAUGCGAUUGUGCUUGUUAACCUCAAUGAACUUUCAACCGGCGCUCACAAGCUUUUGCCAAAAGGCACCCGAUUAGCUGUAAAUGUUCGCGGGGAUGAACCUUCUGAGGAACUAGACGUCCUCAAGAACGUCGACGAUAUCACCAUGUUGCUGCAUGAUCUUCCAUUGAGUGAAGAAAAGCUCAGCAGAGUUCAUGCUGCAAGGAGAUUGUUUGAGUAUCUAGAAGAAAGUUCUCUUAACUUCCCUGUCAUCCACCAUAUCCAAUUUCCUAAAGAGAUCCACAGAGAUGAUCUGGUGAUCACUGCUGGGAGCAAUGCUGGUUCUCUUUUAGUCGAUGGCCUCGGAGACGGUAUCCUACUCGAGGCACCCGAGCAGGACUUUGAAUUUCUGCGGAAUACAUCCUUCAACUUACUUCAAGGUUGCAGAAUGCGCAACACAAAAACUGAGUAUGUCUCUUGCCCAUCUUGCGGACGGACACUCUUCGAUCUCCAAGAUAUAAGUGCUGAGAUUAGAACAAAGACUUCGCAUCUCCCCGGUGUUUCGAUUGCAAUCAUGGGCUGUAUAGUGAAUGGACCCGGAGAAAUGGCUGAUGCAGAUUUUGGCUAUGUUGGUGGUGCGCCGGGAAAGAUUGAUCUUUACGUCGGGAAGACUGUGCUGAAGAGAGGUAUCGAAAUGGAGUAUGCGACUGACGCUCUAAUUCAGCUCAUCAAGGACAAUGGCCGCUGGGUCGACCCCCCAGCCGAAGAGUAGGCUUCUAACAGCUUUACUAUCUUAAGACAUAAGGAUUUUUCUUUUUUCUUCUUUGUAAUUUAUCAGAAUCUCAGACAUCAGUCGACAGAAUUUCCUUGUUGGAAAAUAAAUUAGUGUACUAGUAUAUUAUGAGUGAAUGAGAAAGGUUAUUGUGUGUGAAUCUUCAACCAUGGGCAGAGGAAAAUGUUGUUCAUGCUCAUUGUCAUUGAGAAAUCUGUCCAAAGUUUCCUGUCUUGAUCAAAACUCUUCAGGGUUCACAUGGUUCAAAA
This is a messenger RNA of Zingiber officinale, 2706 nucleotides long. RefSeq names its product 4-hydroxy-3-methylbut-2-en-1-yl diphosphate synthase (ferredoxin), chloroplastic-like. Gene Ontology annotation, biological process: isopentenyl diphosphate biosynthetic process, methylerythritol phosphate pathway; terpenoid biosynthetic process. The record is from RefSeq and is a predicted model, not a curated record. Gene Ontology annotation, cellular component: chloroplast. Gene Ontology annotation, molecular function: iron ion binding; 4-hydroxy-3-methylbut-2-en-1-yl diphosphate synthase activity (ferredoxin). The coding region runs from base 191 to 2437 and encodes 748 amino acids. Lineage: Eukaryota; Viridiplantae; Streptophyta; Magnoliopsida; Zingiberales; Zingiberaceae. The transcript is spliced from 20 exons.